This is a messenger RNA of Lymnaea stagnalis (great pond snail), 2062 nucleotides long. The record is from the annotation of a GenBank genome assembly. NCBI's taxonomy places the organism in Eukaryota, Metazoa, Mollusca, Gastropoda, Lymnaeidae.
GGAGCAUCCAAGAGCAGUCUUCUGAGAUAUAAAGUGAAGCCCGUGGCAUCCUCCAAAAGUAUUUUGAACCCUGUCAGCAAUCUUAAGAACUCGGUGGAAAUGCUGCCCUGUGUCACCGUGAAGCCAGAUGACACUCUGACCUUCGACCCAGUGAAAGAGCCCAAGAAGAGAAAGCCGAGGCAACGAAAAAGCAAACAAAAUCCACAAAAUUUGAAUCUAGUGGCUCCCAUCACAAGCCGUGAGCCUAAGGGUGUUUUUGUAACCAGUCUAAGGACGGGUCAGGGCCUGGUUCCUGUUAGGUUGCUGUUUCCAGACAUGGGAGAUGGCUCUGAUGAAAUCCCAGAAGUCAGAGAAGAUGAUGUGUUUGUAACUCACCUCACUAAACCUACCGCAGGUCAUAAAAAUGCGAAGCUAGCCACUAUUCAAUCCUCUGUUCCCAGUAAAAAUAUAAGCGAUAAAAUAUCAGCACCCAAUGUUCCAUAUAUAAGUGUUGAUGAUGGUACCGGUAGUGAAACUGAUUCUGAUACUGAACAGAGUUUCAUGACAGAAGAGCAAGAUAUCAGGUUAUUAAACACACUGUUGACAUCCUCCAAGCAGUCUCAAAACAAAACUGCUGAUGAAGUGACUGUAAACCUUUCUGAACAGCAAGCAGCUUUCAGUCACGGCCCACUUGACUUCACCAUAACAGGAAGUAGAAUUGGAGGACUGCAAGGGGUUUCCAGCUUUCAAGAAAUGAAGAGGUCUGUUCCUAAUCUGGUUGCUAAAGAAAAAGCUGAUGUCCUGGAAUUAAAAACAUCUAAAGCAUCUCCCUGUAGUAUGCCUGAUCAGAGUGUGGAGAAACCUUUAAACGGUCAAAUUCAAAGUAAACUUGCUAGCGAUCUUACACCAAAUAUCGGGCAACUCACUAAAGACAGAGAUCAAUGUGUACAUGAAAGUACACGCCAAGGAAAGCAAAAUAUUCAGGAAAUCAUUAAUAAUAAUAAUGAAAAUCCUGCAAUGGAUGAAAGCUGUGAUUUAAAAAUAGAAUCUGUGUUUUCCCUAAAAAAUCAUAAAGAUCAUUUGGGUCUAGAAGACUUUAACAGCAUUAUUGAUCUGAGUGAGGACGUCCAAGCCGACAGUUUCAAUGUUUGUCUUUCGAAUGACUGGAAGCAGAUCAUCGUGCCAUGUUUUGUUGUUGUUGAAAGGCUGUCCAAGGCUGAAGUCCGCUGUCAGGGCGGCUAUGAAAGCCUCUCACGGUGUAGCACCCACUGCAGGAAGCGAACCCUUGAUUAUCUCUGCAAGCUGAACCUGCUGGCCUGCGAUGACCUCCCUGAUGUCCAGUCAGUUUCUCCUCCAAAGAAAGUUGGUCAGAUGUGUGAACCUGAAACUGAUCAAGCUGAAAUGUUGCCCCACACGACAAUAAACCCAGAUCCCUGUGUGGUCAUGAACCCAGAUCCCUGUGUGGUCAUGAACCCAGAUCCCUGUGUGGUUAUGAACCCAGAUCCCAGCCUUCCAGAGCCGGCGUGUCCUAUUCCUGUUACCGGUACAACUCAUGAGGCCAGACCAUUGACACCAUCAUCACUCAGUUUAGUGGGGAAAGGUACGAGUAAAUCCCCACAAGAUGUGCCGAAUGCAAAUAAAUCCCCAGGCUCAAAGUCUAAAAAGUCUCCCGUCUCAGAUUAUGACUUGAUGAAUAAAAAUGCAGGAUUUCAUAAACUAUUACAGCGUCUCAAGAAGCAGGUGGAGAAGAGAAGGAAACAGCUACAAAAGUGUAAGAAAUGCCAGAAAAGAAAAAGAAAACAGAAGAUAGCUUUGGAACAAGGUCGUGGUGCUGAGUCUAACGUCUCACAGGCACUACCAGAACAAACACCAGAAUAUCAUCAUUCAGACUUGAAUGAAUCUGUUGGGGGAAGCCAAAGCUUGCAUGCCAAGUCACUGAGCAAUUUCAAUUCUUCAUCAGAAAAGAGGAUUCGAAAGAGGAGGACUGACCAGAACAUUAGUCCAGGUGUAAAAAUACAAAAGGUUAGUCCAGGUGUAAAAGGACAAAACAUUAGUCCAGGUGUAAAAGGACAUUAUAGUGACA